Messenger RNA from Brassica oleracea var. oleracea, 2081 nucleotides. Its product is annotated as two-component response regulator-like APRR3. The record is from RefSeq and is a predicted model, not a curated record. Gene Ontology annotation, molecular function: protein binding. Gene Ontology annotation, biological process: cytokinin-activated signaling pathway; phosphorelay signal transduction system. The transcript has 11 exons. Lineage: Eukaryota; Viridiplantae; Streptophyta; Magnoliopsida; Brassicales; Brassicaceae. The coding region runs from base 467 to 1882 and encodes 471 amino acids.
CAGAGUCUCUCAAGUCUCAAUCCUUUGAUCUUCUCUCAGUUUUUUUCUCUCUCUCUUUCAGUAUUCUAAUAAUAGUAGCAACUUGAUUCUGCUAGUUUUGGUAAAAAGGAAUAGUGUUUAGAUACGAAUCAAACCCUAUUUAUUGGAUGAUUAAAAUGCUAAGCAAACCAGAUUAAGCACUGUGAACACCACAAAGUAUGCUCUUUCUCGUGCUAUAUGAUUUUUGAAGUCAGAUAUGGUGAGAGAUUCUGGUGGUUGUGGUGGUGUUCUUCAUCUAUGGAUAAGCUUUGAGUUACAAAGGGAUUAAAACAAGUUUUGGCUAAAGAAGAAAUGUGCAAGUGCUAUGUCAGAGUAGAGGGAAGGUUUCUACAGAAUCUUAGGUGUUAUUUGAUGCUGCUUCUGUUCUAUCUUGUUCACGGAGGCUGGUCUUGACACGCUUUCAACGAGAAGUUCACUAUUAAUAACAAUGUGUUUCAAUAAGAACGAUAUGGCAAAUGAAGUGGUAACUGAGAGACCAGCGUUUGGUUCAUCUGAAGAAGAUGAUUCUCGAGUUGAAGAUACAGCUGGAAAUGCCAACAAUUUGUUACAGAUCACUCAACAACCGAUAGCCCCUGUUGUUAACUGGGAGAGAUAUCUCCCAGUUAGAUCGCUUAAGGUUCUCCUGGUGGAGAAUGAUGACUCAACUCGCCACAUUGUUACUGCACUUUUGAAGAAUUGCAGCUACGAAGUUACUGCUGUUCCGGACGUCCUUGAAGCCUGGAGAGUCCUAGAAGACGAGAACAGCUGCAUUGAUCUUGUCUUAACGGAGGUUGUUAUGCCGGUGAACUCUGGAACCGGUCUGUUGUCCAAGAUAAUGAGCCAUAAUACACUUAAGAACAUCCCCAUCAUAAUGAUGUCAUCUCAUGAUUCCAUGGUUCUGGUGUUCAAGUGUUUGUCGAAUGGCGCUGUUGAUUUCCUCGUGAAACCUAUUAGAAAGAACGAGUUGAAGAAUCUUUGGCAACAUGUCUGGAGAAGAUGCCACAGCUCUAGCGGCAGUGGGAGUGAGAGUGGGAUACAUAACAAGAAGUCAGUGAAAACUGAAAGCACUGAUGAUGAAGGGUCAGAAGACGAUGCCAGCAUGAGCGAUGAAGAUCACGGGAAUGAUGAUGAUGGGAGUAACGGAGAGGGUGGGAGUGAUAACGGAAGUGGAACUCAGAGCUCUUGGACCAAAAGAGCCAGUGAUAUGAACGUGGGAACCUAUGGCAAUGAACGGGAAGGUGUUAAUAAACUGAAAGAGGUUGACGAUGAGAAUGGACAAAUAGGCAACGGAUCACAGGCAGGACAGUGUAUGAGUAAGAAAGCUGUUCAAGCUUUGGAGAGAAACAAUGGUGACUUGUUGAAUCGCUCUUCUGGUAACUCACAAGUAGAAACCAAAACACCUUCAUCUAAUCCUGAAGAUUUGCAAUCACUGGAGCUAACUUUGACAAAACCAAAAGAGGCUGGAGAUCAGAGAGCCGGUGGUGAUCGAAGCGUUCUGAGGCAUUCUAAUCACUCUGCCUUCUCAAAAUACAACAACGGUGCUACUUCUGCUAACAAGGCUCCAGAAGAAAAUGUGGGAAGCUGUUCUCCUCAAGACAGUCCCGUUGCCAAAAUAAUUGGUUCCAGUUCAAGCAGUGACAAUCCUUCGAAUCAGCAGUCUAGUGGAAGCGACCGAGCCGCACAAAGAGAGGCGGCUUUGAUAAAGUUUCGUCUUAAGCGUAAAGAGCGAUGUUUUGAGAAGAAGGUAAGGUACCAUAGCAGGAAGAAACUAGCUGAGCAACGGCCUCGCAUCAAAGGUCAAUUCAUUCGCAAGAUGGAUGCUUCUAAAUCAGGAAAUGAGUGUCAGAGUAGUGAAGACAAUUGAAGCAAAAUUGGUAAAGAAGACUGAAGAGAGAUUCACUUCGAAGAUUUGAAGAACAAAGUGGAAUGUAUCUGUGACAGAGUCUUUGAUGGCCUUUUGGAUUCUAUGAUUUAUGUUUAUAAAAAUUCAUCUUUUUUAAUAAGAGUGUCUAUACACUAAAGGUCAUUUCCACGAGAACAGUAAAUUAAAAGGCAUUUUCAUA